GGCGGCGCUCACUCCCCAGCGGGGGCCCGGGGAGCCUCCAGGCGGAGAGGCUCCCGCCCGCCCGGAGCAGCGGCCUCCGCAUGGAGGGGCCGCUGGCUCCUCUAGCGGGGUCGGGGCUACUCCCGCUGCCGCUGCAGGGAGGGGGAGCCGCUGCUGUUCCGGAGUCCGGAGCCCGGCAACACCCCGGACAUGAGACGGCGGCGCAGCGGUACAGCGCCCGUCUGCUGCAGGCCGGCUACGAGCCCGAGAGCGACUUCCUGAUUCUCCCAGGAUUCAUAGACUUCAUAGCUGAUGAGGUGGACCUGACUUCAGCCCUGACUCGGAAGAUCACCCUGAAGACACCGCUGAUCUCCUCUCCAAUGGACACCGUGACAGAAGCUGACAUGGCCAUCGCGAUGGCUCUGAUGGGCGGUAUUGGUUUCAUUCACCACAACUGCACCCCGGAGUUCCAGGCCAACGAGGUGCGGAAGGUCAAGAAAUUUGAACAGGGAUUCAUCACAGACCCCGUAGUGCUAAGCCCCUCACACACUGUGGGCGACGUGUUGGAGGCCAAGAUCCGGCAUGGCUUUUCGGGCAUCCCUAUCACUGAGACAGGCACCAUGGGCAGCAAGCUGGUGGGCAUCGUAACCUCCCGAGACAUUGACUUUCUUGCCGAGAAGGACCACACCACCCUCCUUAGUGAGGUGAUGACUACGCGGAAUGAGCUGGUGGUGGCUCCGGCGGGUGUGACAUUGAAAGAGGCAAACGAGAUCCUGCAACGCAGCAAGAAAGGGAAGCUGCCCAUUGUCAACGAUCGUGAUGAGCUCGUGGCCAUCAUUGCCCGCACUGACCUGAAGAAGAACAGGGAUUACCCUCUCGCCUCCAAGGAUUCCCACAAGCAGCUGCUGUGCGGGGCGGCCGUGGGCACCCGUGAGGAUGACAAGUACCGCUUGGACCUGCUCACCCAGGCAGGCGCCGAUGUCAUUGUACUGGACUCCUCCCAAGGGAACUCUGUGUAUCAGAUCGCCAUGGUGCACUACAUCAAGCAGAAGUACCCCCAGCUCCAGGUGAUUGGGGGGAAUGUGGUGACAGCAGCUCAGGCCAAGAACUUGAUCGAUGCUGGUGUGGACGGGCUGCGUGUGGGGAUGGGCUGUGGCUCCAUCUGCAUCACCCAAGAAGUGAUGGCCUGCGGUCGGCCCCAGGGCACUGCUGUGUACAAGGUGGCCGAAUAUGCCCGGCGCUUUGGGGUGCCGGUCAUCGCUGAUGGUGGCAUCCAGACCGUGGGUCAUGUGGUCAAAGCCCUGGCCCUUGGAGCCUCCACAGUGAUGAUGGGCUCCCUGCUCGCCGCCACCACGGAGGCCCCUGGCGAGUACUUCUUCUCGGAUGGGGUGAGGCUCAAGAAAUACCGGGGCAUGGGCUCGUUGGAUGCCAUGGAGAAGAGCAGCAGCAGCCAGAAACGAUACUUCAGUGAGGGGGACAAGGUGAAGAUCGCACAGGGGGUCUCAGGCUCCAUCCAGGACAAAGGCUCCAUUCAGAAGUUCGUGCCCUACCUCAUAGCAGGUAUCCAGCACGGCUGCCAGGAUAUCGGUGCCCGUAGCCUGUCAGUCCUGCGGUCCAUGAUGUAUUCAGGGGAGCUCAAGUUUGAGAAGCGGACCAUGUCAGCUCAGAUCGAGGGUGGCGUCCAUGGCCUGCACUCUUACGAGAAGCGGCUGUACUGAGGACGGUGUUGGAAGCCGGGGCAGUGGAGGGGGUGCACCCCAGGAUGCCCCUUUGAGCACAGCCUCCCUCCAUAACUGAGUGGUCCAUAGAUUUGCACUACGGAUUCCCCAGCUCCUUUCCAGGGAGAGAGGAGGGGAGCCCCUGAGGGUCUGCGGCCCCUCCUGGCCCUCCCCUGCAGAGUCAGGACUGUUCCUGGGGCUCGGAUGCCCUGGGAGCCCCCCGGAUCCCCCCUCCUCCAGUCCCCCUGAGCCUAGCCAGCCUGGGCUCUCAGGCCCUGUGCCUGCCUCAGGUCUUUCUCGCUGCAGCCUGCUCCGGCCUGGCUCCCACCCCUGGGGCAGGUGGCCCCUCCUGGCUUCUGUAGGGCACCUCCCUCCCCACUCCCCACCCCAGAAAUGGUGCUCUCCUGGCCCUGCCUCUGGCCCCUUCCUGGGCUGCUGCCCGCUCAGCCAUGUGGCACUUCUGGGCUCCUGACCUAGGCCAGAGGGAGGUCUCUGCCCCCUUCCCCUGGCCCUAGGCUCCCCAGGCCCUGCUCCUCAGGCCACUCCCCCUGUUCCUGGCCCUGGGGAGGAGGCUGCCCGUCGUUCCUGGCUCCCCGCCAUCCCCAGGUGUACCGUUCCUGCCCUCUCCUCUCAGCUGCAGUCGGAGGCUUUAACUUUGCACACUUUGGGGUCACAGUUGCGUCAUUGUAUAUUAAAUAACCUGAAUAAAUCAAGAGGUCUCAAU
This is a messenger RNA of Puma concolor (puma), 2421 nucleotides long. The record is from RefSeq and is a predicted model, not a curated record. NCBI's taxonomy places the organism in Eukaryota, Metazoa, Chordata, Mammalia, Carnivora, Felidae.